UAGAAACAGAUUUUUGUUUUCCUGUGGACAAUGAUUAGUUUUGUCUGGGUUUAAUACUAAUUAUAGUUGUCUUUUUGCUUUUACAUAACUUGUCGACAUGGGUUAGAGGAUUUCUUUCAGAAGCAGAAGCUUGGAUAACUCUAUCCCAUUAUCUACAGCUCUGUACAUUGCUGUGAGCAUAAUAGUGGUUUGAGUGUGCUUGAUAAAGACGACGAAUCUUGCGAUAUGCUUAUCGGCUGUUUUGACAAACUCUUUUGUUAUCGUUCAGUUGCGUGCAACAUUCGAAUCUCCAGCCACAGUACAUGCCUAGGAGUCGCUGACUUGAUCAGGCGAGCCGUAUAAAACUGCACGAACUGCACAAGCGCUGCUGUACAGGAGGACUCUAAAUCAGAUUGCUGUGUUGUGGAACGUUAGAAGUUUCAGUUAUCACGUGAAUCGGUACGAAAAUGAAGGUCCUGCUCCUUAUUGCUGCGGUUUGCCUGGCGUCGGUCUACGGGAAGAGCGUCCACUUUAAGGACUGUGGCUCGAAGGGUGGUCAAAUUCAGCAAGUAAUCAUUACUCCCUGCGAUAAGGAACCGUGCACGUUCAAGCGCGGUGAUACCGUAUCCGUGGAGGUUGAUUUCCAGGCCUCGGUGAAAUCGGCUAACGCCACCUUCCAAGCCUCCGCCGUCAUUUUCGGUGAGACUAUCCCCUUGGCGCUGCCCCAGCCGGAUGCCUGUGAGCUGCCCAACACUAAAUGCCCUUUGACGCCCGGAACCAAAUACGAACCCACCGAGCAGGUGCAGGUUCCGCAAGACGUUCCUCCGAUCUUUAUUCCAUUCCCUCUGCAAGUGCAGCUUAUUGGUGAUAACAGCCUGGUUCUUUUGUGCGGAGAGAUCAAUGUCAAGAUUCAGUAAAUAGUACUGAAUGGUUGUGCACUAGUGACUAAUCUAUGGCAGCAUUUAUAGUACGCCUUUGAUUUUUUAUAUUGACUUGAUAAAAACUGACUUUGACAUAGCUGUGAUGUUGAUGCACGUGACGACAAAAAGCCUAUGGAAAAUUCACUUGCCUGGAAUUGAGCUAUGAGCAGAAAACAGAAGGAAAAUAAAAACAAAUGAAAAUAA
This is a messenger RNA of Paramacrobiotus metropolitanus, 1103 nucleotides long. RefSeq names its product NPC intracellular cholesterol transporter 2-like. NCBI's taxonomy places the organism in Eukaryota, Metazoa, Tardigrada, Eutardigrada, Parachela, Macrobiotidae. The record is from RefSeq and is a predicted model, not a curated record. Gene Ontology annotation, molecular function: sterol binding. The transcript has 4 exons. The coding region runs from base 447 to 896 and encodes 149 amino acids. Gene Ontology annotation, biological process: sterol transport.